Messenger RNA from Priceomyces carsonii, 177 nucleotides. RefSeq lists its product as uncharacterized. The transcript has a single exon. The record is from RefSeq and is a predicted model, not a curated record. Lineage: Eukaryota; Fungi; Ascomycota; Pichiomycetes; Serinales; Debaryomycetaceae. Bases 1 to 177 code for a protein of 58 amino acids.
AUGGUAGACCGGGGUUCAAUUCCCCGUCUCGGAGCUCUUUCACAGCGCAAAUGGUUUAGUGGUAAAAUCCAACGUUGCCAUCGUUGGGCCCCCGGUUCGAUUCCGGGUUUGCGCAAUUUUUUUUUUGUUGAUUUUCUCCAUGUUGACAUACAGACAUUUGUUUCUCUUGAUAGAUAA